Fimicolochytrium jonesii is the source of this 4372-nucleotide messenger RNA. RefSeq lists its product as uncharacterized. Gene Ontology annotation, cellular component: nucleus. The record is from RefSeq and is a predicted model, not a curated record. The transcript is spliced from 7 exons. The coding region runs from base 276 to 4178 and encodes 1300 amino acids. Lineage: Eukaryota; Fungi; Chytridiomycota; Chytridiomycetes; Spizellomycetales; Powellomycetaceae. Gene Ontology annotation, biological process: DNA-templated transcription.
GUCGGGCCCGCAUUACUACGAUCUGCAAGCAGCUUUCAACGCAAUUGCGCGAUACAUAUCAACGAUGGACUGGGACAACCCUGCAGAGCUGUUCGCUGGUAAUUGUCAACUGUGUCCUCGUCCUCGCGUCCGUUCGUGCCCACCUUCAGAGCGACGAGUCCGUGCCACAAACUCUCCCUUGGAGCGACGAGCACGGUCUCCUGGGUGAUAUCGGAGAUAUCUCUCCUACAGACUUGUUUCCAUCACCGCAUAUUCAAGAUUAUGAUCAUGGAGGAAUGUCAAUACAUGCGCCUGGAACCUUUGCUAUUGACGAAGCAAACGCGGCUUUGGGAAUCAUCGAUACGCCUGGGACGAUGGAAGAUAUAGGAAUUGAUCAGGGACAAGCUGGGACAAGAGUUCCGGGGCCAGAUGAGACGCAGGACGAUGAAGGCUUGGAGGCGGAACCUGUUGAGAGUCAUACUCACGAAGAUGGAGAUGGGUCGGACGCUGCAAAGAGCGAUGAUGAAAAUGGUGUGGAGGAGGAGCAACCGCAGGGAGAGAGAGUUUCUGAGGAUAAUGUCAAUGGGGAAGGCAAAGACAUAUCUCACAUGGGACAGAAAACGCUUCCAACUCCCACCAUGACAAAGCGGUCGAGGAGCCGCAAUCCCUCACAGCACGCUUCAUCGAUGAGCGCAAAGGAACAAAAGUCGACCGCGGCGUCCACCCCUGGGGAAGGUCGCUCCAUGCGUACCCGUGAAAAACACACAGAUUACAAGGCAUUGCUUGCUGGACCUUCCAUUACUAGGAAGCUGGUGCCACCCAAGAAACCAGGCUAUAAUGAAAAAGGCCAACGCGUAUGGUGUAUAUGCAGACAGCCGGAUUCUGGAAAAUUCAUGAUUCAAUGCGACAAUUGCUCCGAAUGGUUCCAUGGAUCGUGCGUGGGAUUAACGAAAAAGGCAGGCGAGAAGCUUACCACGUACACAUGUCCGCCAUGCUCUGUUUUGAUUUCGGGAGCAAAUCAUCAACCGCCUGGUUUACCGUCGUCCAAGAAAGCCCAAGAAACGGGAUCCCAAGUCGGGUCCAAAGGCCCGAGUCCAAAGCAGACUAGCUCGCGAAGAGCCAGUAAGAUAGGCGCUAGCAGAGAUCCCACUCCGUCUCCCGUACCGGAAUCGAAAAGCAAGUUUGGGGAUGCAACGCAUGACCACUCUGAGAAGCGACCGUCGACAUCGCAAGUAUGCUCGACGAAGUGUGCACACAAGCCUUGCUUGAACUCCGCCAAGGGCACAGACAUCCCUGAAAACAAAGCUGGCACUGAGACCUUCUGCAGCACCGCAUGCGCGAAUCGGCACGUCACUGCUGAACGUUCUCGCAUUGAGGAAGAUCGAGCGGCAGCGCUCGCUUCCGCAAAAGUGCAGGGCAACAUCCCUCCCAGCCAAUUCUUCGGCGUCCCCAUCGCCCCUGCUGGAUCCGGGAGCAUCGCUGCCAACAAUAUCAUGACCAGUCUCACGCCUAUCGCGUCGGCUGCUCCACCGAAACUUACUCCUCCGGCCUGGACGCAGGAGCCAGUGCGUCGUAUGGCUCGCAAAGGAUUUCUGGAAACGUUCACUGGAAUCUUUGCGGAAGCAAAAGAGAAUACAGAAGAUUACGCCGAUGUUGAGAUUAAGGUGAAUCUGGAAGAUCCGCAAGCAUUUGUGGCCGGUUUAGAGGAGGCAAUGUAUGAAGCCUGGGCGACACCGAAGAAGAAUGCCCCGGGGGUCGUGGAAUGUGCGGAACCCUACAAAAACAAAUAUCGCUCCCUGCAAUUCAAUCUCAAAGACAAAGCCAACCUCCGCCUCCGCCGCCUUGUCGUUAGCGGCGAUGUAACCCCUGAGGAGCUGGUCCGGCUUGCACCACAGGAAUUGGCGAACGACCAAGUCCAAGCAGCUGCAGCCGAAUACCGCCGCAAAGCGCUUCGCGAAGCCAUACGUGUCAACACAGAGCCAGUUGGCGUGGUCGUGAAAAAAACGCACAAGGGAGAUAUUGAGGUUGUGCGCACCGAAAGUGGAAAUAAUCUGAUGAUGGACGAAGGGAUGCCGAUCUCGGCAGUUAGCGACUUUGCUAGAAGCGUCGAUGAUGAAGGGUCCAACACGCCGCUGUCGAGCUCUGUCAAGUCGCCGUGGACACCCGACGGGGCUGAUACUGACUCCGAAGACCAACGAUCUUCCGACUUGAAGCGUGAGAAAGAUGCGCGGGAUGCCGAUGAGGCGGAUGUAGAUCGCGCGUCGAAGAGAGCCAGAUUGGACUUGAGCAACGGCGACGGAGAUUCGAUCUCGAAAAAGGAGGUGGCCAUGGAUGUCGUUGAUAGCUCUCCAACCGCGACCAACGCGAACAUCGGAACAUCGGAACAUCGGGCAGUUACUUCAGUCGAUCAUUCGCCUGCUGACGCUGACGCUGCCACUGAGCGUGAAGACGAUGAUGGGGAGGCACCUCGCACCGAGCUGAUUCUAGAAGGUGACGCUGCCGGCGAUGACUAUGGUUAUGGCGCCUAUGAUUACGACGACCCCACAACGGCUGACGGAAAUCCGAUGGAGGUUGACCCGAUCCUGGAUCUCGGCCCUACCGACCUGAAUGCCACGGUUUGGACGGGCCGCAUCCAUAUGCCUCAAGUAGCGAAAUUCACCGCUUCGUGUCGUCAAGUUGGAGGGCGGCUUGUGGGCGGUGUCAAGACUUGGGAAGACCUGUUGCCAGCCACCAUUUCCAUCGAUGGAAGGGUUGCGCCAAAUGUUGUUGAGAAGUAUUUGCGGGAGCAAAGGUUUUCUGGCGGCAAGCAGGUGGUCGUGGUUGAGAUCCUCCCACCUGGUGAGGGAGAGGGGGCGAAUGGGGCGAAUGCAUUGAAAGACGCGACUGCAGAUGCGAUGGAUACGUCAACGGAAAGUAUGUCCGCUGCCGCAAACUUGGAGAACUACAACUCCCUUUUCAAUUACUUCCGCUCUCGCAAUCGCUGGGCUGUCGUUGGCCAUCACUAUGUGUCCAUCAAAGACAUGUAUUUUUCGCCUCUUGGCAAAGACGAUCCUAUACCGCCCUGUAUAGCCGAUCUGGACGACCAUCGUCUCCCUGAAGCGCCGAGAGAGGCUGACAAGCUUUACGGUGUCAUCAUCUUGUCGAAGGACUUUGGAGGCGGAGGUCACGUUGAGUGGGAGGUGCGGGACCGGGAGAAGGAGAGGAACGAGCAGAGGCAGAGACGAUCAAGAACGAACUCCGAGACGGAGGCAUCUGUUUUGACACUUCCAACCUCGUCUGCAUCUGCCUUCGACAAGGCCCCAUCCCCACCCAAGGCGGUUGCCCCUGCUCUUCCGCCAGCCUUUGCUUCCUUGGCCAGUUUGUCUGGCACGAAUAUUCCCGGCUUGGACCCGGCGGUGAACAUGUCACCCAUCACGCCUGCAUCCGGACAACCAAAGCCUGCUCCUUCAAAACCCAGUUUGCUGGACACGUAUGCGAAAGCACUUGGACAGACCGAUCAGCCACCCCCGCCGUUGCCCGGGAUGCCAAGUGAUCCGCGAACGCGCCGAACAUCGGCUUCCGGCCCACCAACGGUACACCCUGCACCAACUCAUGGCAAGCCUGAUCAACAAUCACAACCAGCGUUCAACAUUUUGGACCUGCUCUCCAACCCGGCGCAGAUGAGCAUGAUUUCGAAAUUGCUGGCCCAAGUUGGAAACGGUCCAAGCAUCCCCGGCACGACAGCGAAUGUCGCGGGUUUAGCGGAUAAUGCAGCCCCCGCUCCCACUUCAGGCGUCGGAGUGGGCACCAGCAAUCUUACUGCUUCGAACUCCACAUUAGCUGCCUUGCUUGCAACGGCAAAUUCACUGGGAUCGCCCACAGGCGCUACACUAGGGUUGUCGACUACUCCUCUGAAUGUCCCUAGCACACUGUCAGCGACGCUUCAAUCCCCAGGCAAUCCCGCUGGACCUGGUAUACCGGCAUAUCACCAAGCCCAGCAACACCAGCGACCCCCGUUCCCUCAUCCACUCCAACAAACCACCCAGCCUCAACAGCCGUCGCAGCGUGGUGGACCGUAUGGGGCACCAUCGCAGCUUGGACGGGGAUACGCACCGGGGCAAGAUCAAGACCAACAAUCGAAUAUGAGCCGGCCUGGUGGCGGUCGCGCUGAUGGGAGCAGGGGAGGAAGGGGACAAGGGAGGAGGUCACGCUGGGAAUAGCGUGUAAAAUGUACAUCAGAACAACUCAUUGAUAUGUAUGCAUUGUGUGUAAGCUUUUUGAGAUGGGGUUGGCUGGGAUAGGUUUGAACCGUAGUAUUACUAUAUUGGAACUUGUUUUAAGAUCCAUCGCCUCGUAAUUUCAAUGAGAGGUGCACAUCCUCAGGUCGAUAAAAAUCCGGUCAUUACAGCCUCAA